Trichoplax adhaerens is the source of this 675-nucleotide messenger RNA. RefSeq lists its product as uncharacterized. The record is from RefSeq and is a predicted model, not a curated record. The transcript is spliced from 8 exons. Gene Ontology annotation, biological process: protein folding. Bases 1 to 675 code for a protein of 224 amino acids. Gene Ontology annotation, cellular component: endoplasmic reticulum. Gene Ontology annotation, molecular function: protein disulfide isomerase activity. NCBI's taxonomy places the organism in Eukaryota, Metazoa, Placozoa, Uniplacotomia, Trichoplacea, Trichoplacidae.
AUGUAUUCUACCACAGCGAGGUGUGGACAUUGCCAGAGAUUAUUACCUAUGUGGGAUGUCCUAUCAAACAAAUAUAAUUCCGAUGCAAUUAAAGUCAUCCAUAUCGCUAAGGUGGAUUGUACACAAGAUACACCUCUUUGUUCCGAUGAAAAUGUUCUACAUUAUCCUACGAUAAAAAUAUAUAUCGGUAAAUUAGUUAAGAGAUUUACUGGUAAAAGAAGCGUCCAAUCCUUUGCAGAAUUUAUUAAAAUUUCAUUAAAUAAUCCGCAAGUCGAUGACGAUGAAAUCUCUUUAAAACAAAUUGGAUCCGAACUGACUGGUGUACAGUUAAAAAAAGUGAUUUCAACCUUUAAGAUUGCAUUUAUAAAAUUUUAUGCCCCGUGGUGCAGUCACUGUAAAGUUCUCGCUCCAACUUGGAAAGAAUUGAUGGAACACUAUAAACACGAUAAAAACGUUUUUAUUGGGAGUGUAAAUUGUGUUACGCAUAUUGAAACGUGUAGAGCGGAACAGGUAAAAUCUUAUCCUACUAUGACAAUCUAUACUGGCUCUAAAGAAAUUCAGAAUUAUCAAGGAGAAAGAAAUCUAGAGAGUCUAAAGACAUUUGUUGAUUCUAUUAAGGCUUCUACUUUGAAGCAAAACGAUCAAACUGCAGAUAAAUCUCAUGAGGAAUUAUAG